UUGCAAAGUGACGUCACCGGGAUGUCCCAAAAAGGGCGCACCAUUAUAAUUGCCCGAUCUCAGGUCUGUCUUCUUGCUCGAAACAUUCCAACACAUGUCUGAAAAAAGACGUAUUAGAGACGUGAUUGAAAGAUACGUAUGUCACUGCCGUCGGCGUAACGUUCACGUAUUAUUAUCGCAGUUCAUCGUGUCACACUUCAGUUUCGUUUUGCAAUCACUCCCAGGACUUACUUCUCCGGAAGAUUUGAAGCAUCAUUGGACAGCUCAUUUCCGGACUGCAGUAUGCUCACUCGACACCAAUGAGUGGGAGCUUGAUACCCAGAAGAUUGUGUGGACGGAGGUGGCGUUGAAGAAGAAGGAGUUUGAAACGCAGCAGAAGGAAAAGGAGAUGGGGUUCGAUCGUAAGCGAAAAACAGUCGACCUAUUCAAUCGCGAGCACGAGUUUGUUGGCUUGGAACUGGAGAACCAGCAAACGCAAAAUUAUAUACCUGAAUCCAGUAAAAAAAGAAAAGUAAUCUGCGACGAAAUAGAUGAAUUUUUUAACCUGAGCUCUCCUGAAAUCGAAGAGCAAAGAACAUCUACUGAAGAAGAUACGCACAAUUCUGAAGCACAUGAUAAAUCCUCAAACUCAGACCGUGGGGAUGUCAAAUUCAAUCACACGGAAACCCCUACUUUGCGAAUUUUGUUAUCCAGAUAUGAAGAAGCUUAUAAAGCAAUGGAUAACGCACGCAAAUGGACAUUGUCGACAGGAAAGGUGGUCGAGGAUGCCGUAUACUAUUUCGGCAAGCGUUGCACUGAAGAACAUUUGUCACAUUCUUUUGUAAUUGACAUCUCGGAUGCCGCAUAUAUUUCUUCUGGCACGUUUACACAAGAUGAAAUAAAUGAAAUAGCCCGUACGAACUCAAAGCCCACCCCGGAGAUGCCGGAAGAUUUACAUUCAUAUAUUCAAACGUACCGACAGGACAAUGUUGACGAUUUGAGACGUGCCAUCUUUUCCCCACAAACUUGGGAUCAGGAUUUCAAACGCAGAACUCACUUUGACCAUGACUGGGUGCGACAGUCUGUUUACAAUAUUGUCACUGAGUACGAAGCCUAUAAUUUCAUGCGGCCCCAUUUGGAACAAUGGUAUAAUAUUCAUGUCUGGAGGUUAUUUGAUAAAUGCUUUGAAAUUAUUCCCAACGUUGAAAUUGCAAGAGGCGAGUCACCGAGCCAGGCUUCUGGAGAACGAAAAAAUAAGACCAGAACAGUUCCUGGCAUGACGAAAAUAAGGCGCCAAUUCAUUGGUCGUCGUGUUGAUUUUGCCGUUCGGAAGCAUUUAGUGGAAUACGGCUGUGGAGAAGUUGGGUUGUGUGCAGUAAACGGCGAAAAUACAACGAAAUUGAUGAUAGAACGAGGAUUGAAAGCGCCGAAGAUCAUGCGGGAUAUGUUUAUGCACCUUUCAAAUUCGGUUGGUAAUAAUGAGCAAGUUAUCCGUUCAUUGGAAACUGUGGCACUGGUGCACAAAGAACUCGAUGUGACAAUGCUUCGUCUUGAUUCGCCGCGUGGUUAUAUUUGUCGUGUGAUGAGAACCGCAACGAAAAGAAUACCGCGAGAGGUAGGAAUGUUCUCCAAGGUAUUAGCAGUGAUCGUUAUGGCAUGGACAACCAGAGAGAUCGUUCGUCGCGUUAUGUCAGUUCUCGAGAGCUACGAUGAUGACGAAGAUCUUCGCUCAAGCUGUCGACCUGCCUUGUCAGUCCCAGCUGCUGCAUCCCAGCUGAUUCUUCCUGAAACGAACACAACCCCAAAUAAUGCAAGAAACCGUAUGAGAUGAAGAUCUGCUUCCUCUGCCAUUCGCAAUUGAUAUCAAUAAACAAGCGAGAAUGGAAUCAAGUGUUACGCUUAGAAAUUGUGAUCAUCAAUUGGUUUCUGAGGACCUUUAGUGGUAAUAUUGUUUUUCGGCUUUGAAUGUAAAAGCUUCUUGUCAGUGAAUGAUUCACAUAUGACGCAUAUUGGCACCGCUUGAGAGACUGGCUUAAUGAGACAAGAAUAAUGAAGAUAAAUGUUUUCGACUUAAUGUCUAAAUGAAC
Radiomyces spectabilis is the source of this 2066-nucleotide messenger RNA. RefSeq lists its product as uncharacterized. The record is from RefSeq and is a predicted model, not a curated record. NCBI's taxonomy places the organism in Eukaryota, Fungi, Mucoromycota, Mucoromycetes, Mucorales, Radiomycetaceae. The transcript has 9 exons. The coding region runs from base 95 to 1810 and encodes 571 amino acids.